AUGCUUGAAACCUGAACCCAGACCACUGUCACACUUGUUGGUAUUCAUAUAACCCAGCACCCGGGAAUCACAGUCUAAGGCUGGCGGGUCUUGAAGCGAGAAGACGAUGAGAGUUCACGCGCACACCAAGUUCUGCUUCCUCUGUGUCCUUACCCUCCUGUUCCAUCAGUGCUCUCACUGCCAUGAUGGCAGCCACCACCACCACCACCACCACCACCACCACCAGCAGCAUGAUGACAACCACGAGCACUACGACCGCGUGCACAGCGAUCUCCAGAUAUCGAAGGCGUCCUACACGGGCCUGUUGGAUCACCCGGCGCCCAAGAGCCAGGGAGAGGCAGCUGAGCAUGAGCAGCUGUUCUACAUUCAGCAGCUGUUCCGGCGAUACGGUCAGCAAGACCGUCUGGACUUCAGUGGCUUCCAGAACCUGCUGCUGAGUUUGGGCCUGGGUGAGGUACGGCUAGUCGGGCUGCAGCACGAGGACCUGGGCCACGACCACGUGGCCCACCUGGACCUGCUGGAAGUGCAAGAAGGCCUUCACUCUCAUUCAGCUGGUCAUACACACCCACACCCAAAGUCCCACUCCCCCCACCACCACCACCAGCACUCCCACGGAGAGGACCCAGGGGCACAGCCCACCAAACAGGGGUCCUGUAGCUCCUCAGGUGGAGCUGGACCCACUGUAGACAGCAGGUCGCAUGAACAGCGCAGUCAUGAUCUCGACAAGGACAGCGACCAUGAUCAUCACGGACACGAGCAUGAACUGGACCUCGCUCAGACCCGAAAUGCUGACCAUGACCACACGCACACCAGCUAUGAGCACUUACACGAUACUGACCCUACGAGAGACGGUUACCAGCCUCAACAGCUUGACCACACAAACCCCCAUGACCGCUCACAUGACCAUGACCAACAGGACAAUGACAGUAAACAAGAACACAACGAUCUCGGUCAUGACCAUGAUCCUGGAAUGCCUUUAGAUGGCUCCCACAGCCACGGUGAGCUUGUAGAUGAAACACAGCGCUUUCAUCUACAUGACCAUCACCACCAUCACAAGCACCCCCACCCUCACAACCACCACCACACUCCACACACCGCAGACCAGACCAGGCCUACACCGGCCACCCAGGUGUCCAGGCUCCCAAGUCCUGGAACUCCUGAUUCCCAGUCUCUGACUUACACACGGUCACCUGCUGAAAUGACCGAGGGGGCCAGAAGGCUGUCAAAAGAUAGACGGCGCAAUCGAAAUAAAAUUUCCCAUGUGCCUGACGCUACAGUCAUUCCUGAGGUCGACGUUAGCGGGAGUGACCAUCACCAUGAUGACCAUGACCGUGGUGACCAUUCUCAGAGUCAGUCACGCAAGGGGAAAAGGGAGAUACCAGAAGAGAUGACCAGUGUAAACAUCUCAACUCUGGCUGUACAUUUUGAGGACAUGGGGCACCAGCAUGAGGAGUGUUUAAACCUAACCCAGCUACUGCACCACUAUGGCCUGAGCCCUGAUUCGCUCAUCUCCCCAUCUCAGUUCACGUACCUGUGUCCAGCCUUGCUCUAUCAGAUAGAUAGCCGGCUGUGCAUUCGCCAUUACCACCAGGUCGACGUUCAGGAAACCCCCCCGCUCUCAGUGUGGAUCUGGGUGUGUGGCUUUGUGUCCAUCACACUCAUCAGCUUGCUGUCUCUGCUCGGCGUGGUGCUGGUGCCCGUCCUCAACCAGGCCUGCUUCAAGUUCCUGCUCACCUUCCUGGUGGCGCUGGCUGUGGGUACUCUGAGCGGUGACGCCCUCCUCCAUCUGCUGCCUCAUUCUCAAGGAGGCCACGACCACAGUCACGGGGAGCACAGAGUUGAGGGAGAAGAUAUGGACCUGCUCACGGAGUUCGACAGUAUGUGGAAGGGACUGACCGCGCUGGCAGGAAUCUACCUGCUCUUCAUCAUUGAGCACUGCAUCAAUAUGGUCAAACAUUACAAAGACCAAGGGGGUCGCUUCUGUCGAAGAAAAAAGAAGAGUGAGGAAGGAAAGAUUGGGAGGAAGUUGUCUGAUCACAAGCUAAACCGGCGCUCGGACGCUGAGUGGAUGCAUUUGAGACCGUUGACUGAGGGCUCACACAACGACACCCAGCUUACCGAGGUCCAGCCUCCUGAUUCCCCCAGCAAGACUUCGUUGUCCACGUCGGAUAUGGAGAACGCCCACCAGGGAGAGGCCGUGGCUGUCAAGGAGAAUGGCAGGAAGGCCAAGGCAAAGAGGAACUCCCACCACGGGCACUCCCACCACGGGCACUGCCACUCAGACAAAGACAUGCAGGAUGCUGGCAUAGCCAGCAUUGCCUGGAUGGUCAUCAUGGGCGAUGGCAUGCACAACUUCAGCGAUGGACUAGCCAUUGGUGCUGCUUUUAGUGCCAACAUAACAGGAGGCAUCAGUACAUCUGUUGCAGUUUUCUGCCAUGAGCUGCCCCAUGAACUGGGUGACUUUGCAGUGCUGUUGAAGGCUGGUAUGUCCGUGAAGCAGGCGAUUGUGUAUAAUUUGCUGUCGGCCCUUAUGGCCUACUUCGGUAUGGUGAUCGGCACAGCGGUGGGCCAGUACACACACAAUGUCACCAGCUGGAUCUUCGCUGUCACUGCUGGAAUGUUCCUUUACGUUGCCUUGGUGGACAUGCUGCCUGAGAUGCUACACGGUGACAGUGAGGAACACAAGCGGUGUCACUUGGGCCACUUCGUGCUGCAGAACAUGGGCAUGCUCACAGGCUUCGCCAUCAUGCUGCUCAUUGCCAUCUUUGAGGACCAGAUCGUGCUGGACUUCAACUUCUAGGACCAGGAGGGAUGGGGCCUCUAGCCACAACACCAUCACUACAUCCACCCGUGCGCUUUGCCCCAGAGGCGGCUUCACCUUCACGCCACUAGCGUCCUACAAGCAUGGCCCAAAGCAUUGUGGUGUCUCCUCCACAUCCCUCUUAAAGAGGGCCUUGGUGGCUCACAGUGGACACACACUUGCACACCACCACGUUUAUAUUUUGCCUUUCAAUUUAUAUUUUGCCACCUGUCCCUGUUGUCUGCUUCCCAUGGUCCUCUUAAAAAUGUUAUGGGUCAGGGUGUGUCCUAGCGCUUAACGAUAUGUGUAUGAGACAAAAUGGUAACAUGAUCCUCUCUACAGCACUAGAUUCAUGAGGUGUAGUUCCUGGGAUUUAUGAAGCCUAAGUGAUGACAUCACUGCUGCUGUAGCCACCCAGUUCAGCACGCACGCACACACACACACACACACACACGC
Molecule: messenger RNA, 3256 nt
Organism: Electrophorus electricus (electric eel)
Lineage: Eukaryota; Metazoa; Chordata; Actinopteri; Gymnotiformes; Gymnotidae
Gene: slc39a10
Product: solute carrier family 39 member 10
Biological process (GO): intracellular monoatomic cation homeostasis; zinc ion import across plasma membrane
Cellular component (GO): plasma membrane
Molecular function (GO): zinc ion transmembrane transporter activity; monoatomic cation:bicarbonate symporter activity
Source: RefSeq, a predicted model, not a curated record